This is a messenger RNA of Auxenochlorella protothecoides, 1038 nucleotides long. RefSeq lists its product as hypothetical. The coding region runs from base 1 to 1038 and encodes 345 amino acids. Lineage: Eukaryota; Viridiplantae; Chlorophyta; Trebouxiophyceae; Chlorellales; Chlorellaceae. The transcript is spliced from 6 exons. The record is from RefSeq and is a predicted model, not a curated record.
AUGGUGGCCGAGUGGGCUGCCGAGGCCGCGCGGUCCUGCGCCCUGGCGCAGCAGGCCGCCGCCGAGCACGCUUUGAUCCUGGAGCGGCUGGAGGCGCGCGAGGCCGAGCUGGCGGAAGCCAGACGGCGGCUGACCGAGGCUGCCGAGGCGCAGGGUGCCGCAGCGUCUGGUGGUGUGGGGCCGGGGUCGGGCGUUGCUGAGCCAACCGGCGACAACAACGCAUCUGGAGUCGAGGGCGGCGAUGCGGAGCUCAGACUGGCCGCUGCACUGGCAGCCCUGGAGGAGACGGAGGAGGAGGUGGAUGCGCAGGCGGCCCUGAUCGCCCGGCUCCAGGCGGAGGCCGUGGAGGCCGCGGAGAGGCUGGCGUCCGUCCAGAGUUCUGCUGCGGCUGAUGUGGAGGCCGGCAACGAGCUGCUGGCGGCCGCUGAAGCCGCCCUCCAAUCCAUGGGCACCCGCCUGCGGGCUCUGGAAGAGGGCAGGGCAGAGGGUGAUGCGGGGGCAGAGGCCGGGCUCAGGGCCGAGCUGGCGUUUUUCCAGGCCGAGCUGGAAGCCGAAAUGAAGUUUUGCGAGCAGGCGGCACAGCGAGCCGCUGCGGCUGAAGCGGAGGUGGAGCGCCUGAGGAAAGAGACCCCUGCUGAGGUGCCCAGGGACCUGUCAGAGCUGGAGGGCCUGAUCGAGCGGCAAGCCAAGGCUUUGGCGGAUGCACGGGCAGAGGCUGCUCGUGCGGCGGCUGAGGUCGAGCGGCUGACGUCGCAACUGGAGCGUGCAAGCCCCGACGGCAUGGCGGCGGAGGCCGCGAAGCCUGCCCCUUCAAAGAGCCACGGUUCCUGGUCCCUGGGAGGUCAAAACGGCGCCACCACGAAGGCAGCCGUGUCCCUGGAGGCCGCGCUGCAGCGCAUUGCUCAGCUGGAAAGCGAGAAUGAGGACCUGAGGAGCGACGCCCUGGAGCGGGACGCCAUCCUGGCGCAGUCGCGGGAGUUCAUCGCUAGCACCCUGGCGGGCUUCAAGCUCGGAUCCAGCGCACAGGCGGGGCCCUGA